CAGCAACAGCUCGCCUGGGAACUUUUGAAUGGUUACAUCUACUGAUUUCUUCCAUUGUCUUGCCAGCAGCCAUCAUGGCGAAUCCAGUGCUGGCAGCUCUAAGCUCUGCUGUGGCUUUCUCCUACGGCAUUCUCGUUAUGUUCUACUAUUGGAGCUUGACCGUUAGAUCAGGGAUCUAUUUCCGGAAAUCGACAGCUGCAUUCCGCUCAGAGCUGGCUACAGCUCGUGACCGGUUCUGGAAUCUGUCAAAACAAUCAAAUAGUCUUUACCAUCGAUUUUUAACACUCCAUGAUGGCUUCAAGUUCCACUAUGUCACCAACGUCGCCCCCGACGACUCUCGGGGAGCAACAGCCUCGAAACCCCUAGUUAUCCUGAUACAUGGGUUCCCCGACAGUUGGGGCAUUUGGCGCAAAGUUCUUGACUCGACUGCACUGCGAGAGUCUUGCUCCUUGGUUGCGGUGGACAUGCCGGGAUAUGGGGGUUCUGACAUACUCAAAAAAUACUCAGCCACAGAGGUUCUUGACAAGUUCACCGAAUUCAUUGUCGCGUUGCGAGAACGGUAUGGGUUCGAUGACCCGAAUAAUGAAAAGCCCAGAGAGAAGGUUAUCAUCGUGGCCCACGACUGGGGUGCCGUAAUCUCAAACCGCCUUGCGGCAGAGGCACCACAGUUGGCGGACAGGUUUAUCUUGACUAAUGGUCCUCUGAUCGGCUUAGUUACAUCCAACAUCAAAAGCCAUGACUCUUCGGCUGUGAAGAUGCUGAAGAUCUUCUUACAUUCUCCGUUACGAUCUCGCUCGAUGUUGGGAAAAGCUUUGUACACUCUCAGGCCAGUACUUCGACAAGUCCUACUUUCCGGCUAUAUCUUUGCCUUGCAAUUACCUUUACCAUUCAUACGUAUUCAAGGAACUAGCGGAGAUUUCGCAUGGUUAAGAAUGGUCCAUUUGCUAGCCAAUGGCACAGUCGAUGACUACACGGUAAAGGAUGCUACGGAGAGUAUGGCGACAAGUCUGGGGCCAUCCGCAGCAGAGUGCGCAACUGAGACUUUUGACCAUGAGACAUAUCCCAAAGGCAUCAUCAAACAGCAAUUUUCAGAAAAGUUUAUUAACAUGGUCAGUUACUAUAGGCAUGGUACUAGUGUCGGGCGCUGGAAUAAGUCAAUUGAGACGAUUACCGCACUUCAUAGUCUCGGGGGUGGAGAUGAUCUAGGGCGGAGGAGUAGUCGUGCGGGGGUUUUCGAUGAUGGGCCUAAAGGAGCAUUGAGAGCGAAAGCUACCGUUGUAUGGGCACUGAAUGACCAUGCUCUCGACCAGCGACUCAACCUCGACGGUAUUGGGGACUAUCUUGUCCAUAACAGCCAAGUUAUCUCAUUGCCCAGGAGUGGGCAUUUCACGCCAAUUGAAAGAGAAAGUGGCGUUGCUCUACAGAAGAUCGUCGAGUGGGCCGUAGCAGGUGAGAAAGAGGAUGUCAACAGUGUUGUUCAGGCGGUCUAUCCCGGAGCAUCAGUGACUCUGAGGACUUAGAACGCGUCACGAAGUAGAUAGGGAGUAUAUCGAGCGUGUAACUUAAUGCUUAUUUUUAUCACGUUGCAUAUUCAAUAUACAAACAUUUCAUUGUCUUCGGCAAGUAAUUCUUCCGGGAGGGGGCCACCGUGGUGAUAAUCGUUCUCCAAGUCGAUCUUGGCCGAAUUGAGUCGACUGCGUCGAUGAAU
Talaromyces proteolyticus is the source of this 1708-nucleotide messenger RNA. Its product is annotated as putative alpha/beta hydrolase. The record is from RefSeq and is a predicted model, not a curated record. Lineage: Eukaryota; Fungi; Ascomycota; Eurotiomycetes; Eurotiales; Trichocomaceae. Gene Ontology annotation, molecular function: hydrolase activity. The transcript is spliced from 3 exons. Bases 75 to 1520 code for a protein of 481 amino acids.